AUGGGCUCUGCUCCACCCAUGAUGGGUCCUGCUUCACUCAUGAAGACAGAGCCCACAAGAAGGCCUACACGUAAAGGGGAGUUUCUCAUCACCAUUGGUAGCAGACUAGAAGGUAAGGUUGCAGUAAUCACUGGAGGUGCUACUGGCAUUGGUAAAACUACUGCCAUAUUAUUCAGCCAACAAGGUUGUAAGGUAGUUAUUGCUGACAUCCAAGAUGAAUUAGGUCAAUCCGUCUGUGACGAAAUUGGCCCUGAAAUGUCCUCAUUCAUACAUUGCGAUGUAACCAUAGAAGAUGAUGUGAAGAAUGCAGUAGAUGAAGCUGUUUCAAGAUUUGGAAAGCUUGACAUAAUGUUCAACAAUGCUGGAAUCAUUGGUCCACAAAAUGUAAAGAUAAUGGAGAAUGAAAAACUCGAUUUUGAAAGCGUUAUUGCGGUUAAUGUUACCGGUGUCUUCUUAGGCACUAAACACGCUGCCCGUGUAAUGAUACCUAGAAAACAAGGAAGCAUUAUUAACAAUGGGAGUGUAAGUUCAAUUAUGGGAGGGUUAAUCUCUCAUGCUUAUGUAGCUUCAAAGCAUGCAGCAGUAGGUCUCACAAAGAAUGCAGCUGCAGAGUUGGGUAAGUUUGGUAUAAGAGUUAAUUGUGUUUCAGCAUUCGCGGCUGCAUCACCUCUUGCUAGGAAUGCUUUUAAGAAUGAUGAUGAUGAGAUUGAGAAGAGGGUAGGAAAGUUGUGUAGUCUCAAAGGAGUUAGCUUGACUGUAGAAGAUAUUGCUGAGGCUGUAGUUUAUUUUGGUGGUGAUGAAUCAAGAUGUGUGAGUGGUCAUAAUUUUGUUAUUGAUGGAGGCUUUACUGUUGCAACUACCAGCUUUGGUCUGUUCAGGCAGUGAAAAUCCUGAG
Molecule: messenger RNA, 895 nt
Organism: Telopea speciosissima
Lineage: Eukaryota; Viridiplantae; Streptophyta; Magnoliopsida; Proteales; Proteaceae
Product: momilactone A synthase-like
Exons: 2
Coding region: 1-885 (294 amino acids)
Molecular function (GO): oxidoreductase activity, acting on the CH-OH group of donors, NAD or NADP as acceptor
Source: RefSeq, a predicted model, not a curated record